Colletotrichum graminicola M1.001 is the source of this 2646-nucleotide messenger RNA. Its product is annotated as glycosyl hydrolase family 3 N terminal domain-containing protein. The transcript has 7 exons. Lineage: Eukaryota; Fungi; Ascomycota; Sordariomycetes; Glomerellales; Glomerellaceae. The record is from RefSeq and is a predicted model, not a curated record. Gene Ontology annotation, molecular function: beta-glucosidase activity. Bases 1 to 2646 code for a protein of 881 amino acids. Gene Ontology annotation, biological process: glucan catabolic process.
AUGGAUGUUCUUUCUAGCAGCCACGAGGGCCGCGAAAUUGAGCCGCCUGCUUCUCCCCAAGAGACCGAGACGACCAACUCAACGCCGAAUACGGUGUUUUCGCCGCCACAUAGCCCCAAGCAGAAAACUCAGCAACUUAUGAAAGACACCAGAGUUGCGGCAAGGAAGAAGCUGAACCAGUUAACGCUGGAGGAGAAGGUCUCUCUGCUUACUGCCUCAGACUUCUGGAGAACCAAGUCCAUCCCUUCCAAGAAUAUUCCUGCCGUAAAAACGUCAGACGGUCCAAAUGGUGCUCGCGGAGGCAUCUUCGUUGGAGGAACCAAGGCUGCUCUGUUCCCGUGUGGUGUUUCCCUCGCCGCGACAUGGAACAAGGAGCUGUUAUACGAGGUUGGGCAGCACUUGGCCGACGAGGCCAAGGCAAGGUCUGCCAACAUUCUCCUUGCGCCCACCGUCUGUAUGCACCGCCAUCCCUUGGGAGGGCGCAACUUCGAGUCUUUCUCCGAAGACCCUCUUCUGACGGGGAAGCUGGCUGCUCAAUACAUUCGUGGGCUGCAAGAAAAAGGAGUCGCGGCAACCAUCAAGCAUUUCGUUGGCAACGAGCAGGAGACACACAGACUGACGAUAGACUCGCUUAUUGAAGAACGUCCGUUGCGCGAGAUCUACCUGCGUCCGUUCGAAAUCGCCGUCCGAGAAGCAAACCCCUGGGCACUGAUGUCGUCCUACAACCUCGUCAACGGUGUCCACGCGGACAUGCACAACUUGACGCUGAGAGAAAUCCUUCGUGGUGAAUGGGGAUACGAUGGAACCGUUAUCUCUGACUGGGGCGGCACGAAUUCCACAACCGAGUCAAUCAUCGCCGGGUGUGAUGUUGAGUUCCCGUACUCCUCAAAGUGGCGCUUCGACAAGGUGAUCAAGGCUUUGGAGGAGGGCGGGAUUACCCGGAAGGAAAUCGAUCGCGCCGCCGAGAACGUCCUCACACUGGUCGAGCGCUUGAAAGGAGAUGACAUGUCGGAAGAGCGACCGGAGAGGGAAGACAACCGUGAAUCAACUCGAGAGCUGAUCCGCACUGCUGGCGCCGAGGGCCUAACUCUUCUCAAAAACGAUGGCGCAGUCCUGCCGCUGAACCCGAAGACGACAAAGGUCGCUGUUAUUGGACCCAACGCCAAUCGCGCCAUCGCCGGCGGGGGCGGCAGUGCCAGCUUGAACCCCUACUACAAGACGAUCCCCCUUGAGAGCAUCCGUGCCGCGGCCGAGCAGGAGGUGACAUUUGCACAAGGGUGCCACAUCUACAAGUGGCUCCCGGUGGCCUCCCCUUAUUGCACUGAAAAGUCAGGCAAACCAGGCGUCAACAUCGACUGGUACUCCGGAGAUAAGUUCGAAGGCGAGGUGGUCGUGGUGCAGAGACGAACAAACAGCGAUCUCUUCCUCUGGGACUCUGCUCCUCUGAAUGAGACGGGCCCUGAGUGGUCAGCGAUCGCCACGACCUACCUGAUGCCAAAGACCACUGGCAAGCACACUGUCAGCUUCAUGAGUGUCGGCCCUGGUAAGCUGUACGUCAACGGAACGCUCGCGCUGGACCUGUGGGACUGGACCGAAGAGGGCGAGGCCAUGUUCGAUGGCUCCGUCGACUACCUGGUCGAGGUUGACAUGGAGGCCGGCAAGCCGGUGGAGCUCAAGGUCGAGAUGACCAACGAACUGAGGCCGUUGGCCAAGCAGAAGCAGUUCGGUAUCACGCACAAGUACGGAGGCUGUCGAAUCGGGUUCAAGGAGGAGGAUCAGGUCGACUUCCUCCAGGAGGCGGUCGAGGCUGCCAAGGCGGCUGAUGUGGCCGUUGUCAUUGUCGGUCUCGACGCGGAGUGGGAGUCCGAGGGGUACGAUAGACAGACGAUGGACCUGCCGUCUGACGGUAGCCAGGAUCGACUCAUCGAGGCUGUUGUCAAGGCAAACCCCCGCACCGUCGUUGUCAACCAAUCGGGAACCCCUGUCACGAUGCCGUGGGUUGAGCAAGUUCCGGCCAUCAUCCAGGGAUGGUACCAGGGACAAGAGGCCGGAAACGCGCUCGCCGACGUCUUGUUCGGGUUUAAGAACCCCAGCGGAAAACUUCCAUCGACCUUCCCCAAGCGUAUCCAGGACACGCCGGCCUACAACAACUGGCCCGGCGAGAACCUGAAGGUGAACUACGGCGAGGGCCUGUACAUCGGCUACCGCCACUACGAGAGGGCCGACAUCCAGCCGUUGUUCCCCUUCGGUCAUGGCCUCUCCUACACCACCUUCGAGUACGGGCGCCCCUCGAUCAGCACCAAAACCCUUGCGCCUCAGGGCACAAUCGAGGUGGUCUUCGCCGUCAGCAACAUCGGUCCGGUGGCUGGAUCCGAAGCCGUGCAGAUCUACGUACGCGACGACAAGUCGAGGCUGCCCCGCCCGGAGAAGGAGCUCGUCGCCUUCGAGAAGGUGUUCCUGGAGGCCGGAGAGACGAGGCACCUCCACAUUUCCAUCGACAAGUACGCCGUGGGCUACUACGACACAGCGGUGCCGGGAUGGAUCGCCGAGGAGGGCACCUUCAGGGUCCUCAUUGGCGCGUCCUCUGCCGACAUCAAGCACUCUGUCGCGUUCGACGUCAAGGAAUCGUUCAGCUGGAUCUUUUAG